AUGAAUUCCCUGUUUCGCUCACUCUUCACAACAGCUGCUACUGCUCGUCCUUUAAAUGCCCUUAGAACAACCCCUCUUGGAUUUAUACAGCCAGCUUUAACUAGAGGAUUCAAAGUCAGAACAUCAGUCAAAAAAUUUUGUAAUGAAUGUUAUAUUGUGAGAAGAAAGGGACGUACUUAUGUCUACUGCAAAGCCAACAAAAAACACAAACAACGUCAAGGUUAG
Messenger RNA from Hansenula anomala, 225 nucleotides. RefSeq names its product mitochondrial 54S ribosomal protein bL36m (gene RTC6). Gene Ontology annotation, cellular component: mitochondrial large ribosomal subunit; ribosome. The record is from RefSeq and is a predicted model, not a curated record. Gene Ontology annotation, biological process: ribosome biogenesis; translation. The coding region runs from base 1 to 225 and encodes 74 amino acids. Lineage: Eukaryota; Fungi; Ascomycota; Saccharomycetes; Phaffomycetales; Wickerhamomycetaceae. The transcript is spliced from 2 exons. Gene Ontology annotation, molecular function: structural constituent of ribosome.